CAGCCCCCCCGAUCUCGUAUCCGCCACGUACGACUAAUCAUCGCAAUCUGCUGGUGCAUGCUUGCGCCGUCGUGCCUCAAUCUCUGGUAGAGUGGCUGUUACCGUUUUCUUCACAACGCAAUGAUGGAGCUUCGCCAAUUCUGCCGCCCUGGUCAAUGGGCCUUGUGGUUUUUGUUCGCCUCCUCUACCUUCGCAUUUUACAUCCCUGGAUAUUCUGUCAAACGCUACAACGACGACGAACAUAUUCCUCUUCUCGUGAACAAAAUAUUCUCCGACAACACCCAGCUUCAGUAUGCAUACUUCGACCUGCCUUUUGUCUGCCCUCCCAGCGGCCGAACCCACGGCGGAUCCCCGUUUGGCUCCGGACAGAGCGUGUCUCUAAACCUUGGGGAAAUUCUUCGCGGAGACCGCAUUAUGACAUCCGAUUUCGAGUUGCAGAUGGGCCAGAACGUCGACUGCCGGGUGCUCUGUGAACGGGAAGUCGGGCGCAAAGAUGUCAAAUGGGGUCGUCAACUCAUCAGGGAAGGGUACGUGGCUGAGUGGAUCGCGGACAACUUGCCUGGAGCAACAAGCUUUGUGACAGUCGAUGGAAGUCGCAAGUACUAUGCUACCGGCUUCAAGCUCGGCUUUCAGGAAUUUUCAAACAUUGACGGCAAGCUACGAUACUAUAUCAACAACCACUUCACUAUUGUCAUCCGCUGGCGGUCGGCACCCGAAGGAGGCAAGGUCAUUGUCGGCUUCGAAAUCCAUCCGAAGAGUAUCCGCGCGGAGGACCAUAUCCAGAACGGUUGCCCGAAGCAGGUACACGAGGCGCAUGAUGGGCUUGAGCUAUACAUUCCGCCGAACACUUCGAAGCUACGUGAGAUGUACCCUGGAUCGUCCUAUAUUCCCGAAGACGACGACGAGAUCGAUGAUGGCGCUACCCUCAAGAUUCCGUACACUUACUCGGUCUAUUUUAAGGAGGAGAAUGGGGUUGACUGGUGGAACCGCUGGGACCUAUACUUUACCAACCAAGAGGAGGGCUCGGCAACCCACUGGCUUGCUAUCCUCAACUCCUUGACUAUCUCCGGCGUUCUCGGAGUCGCCGUCUAUGUCAUCUGGAGUCGGACUGUGCAGGGUGACAUUAAGGGCCGCGGCGAUGGAGCUUUGGAGGACGGGAAGCUUAAGGCCCGCGCAACCAAGUCAAGAUCCUCAGAGAGGAAAGGUGACGGACUCCUGGAGCAGGGCACAGAUGUCGAGCGGGAUGCGGAUGUCUCUGACGAUGAAGGCCCAGAAGACAUCAGUGGAUGGAAGCUGCUCCAUGGCGACGUGUUCCGGACUCCUCAGUUCAGUGGGCUUCUGGCGCCGCUCAUCGGCUCCGGCAUGCAGCUGCUGUUCAUGGUUUCCGGGCUUUUGUUCCUCAGUUGCCUCGGUGUGCUGAACCCUAGUUUCCGUGGCGGGUUUGUCAGUGUCGGUAUGGGCUUGUUUGUCUUUGCCGGUCUGUUUUCGGGAUACUUCUCGGGCAGACUAUACAAGACGUUUGGAGGUGUUCAUUGGCGAAAGAACACGCUGAUUACCGCCUUGUUCUUCCCUGGUCUUGCCUUCUGCCUCAUCUUCAUCCUCAAUCUUUUCGUCUGGGCGCAGGCCUCGAGUACCGCGAUUCCUUUCGGCACGUUGGUAGGUCUUGUCGCGCUUUGGCUUUUGAUCCAGGUGCCGUUGGUCUAUAUCGGAAGCUGGUAUGGUUAUGUCCGCACCACGCCUUGGGAGCAUCCCACCAAGACCACCUCCAUUGCUCGUCAGGUUCCGCCUCAGCCUUGGUACUUGCACAGCAUCAGCGGUACUCUUCUUACUGGACUGGGUCCGUUUGCCGUUUUGUUCAUUGAGCUUCUGUUCGUGUUCCGGAGCCUGUGGCAAGACAAGAGCGGCUACUACUAUGUAUUUGGAUUCCUCAGCGCCGUGUCGACGAUCCUGCUGGUCACGAUCAGCGAGGUGACGAUCAUUGCCACCUACAGCCAGCUUUGCGCCGAAAACUACCACUGGUGGUGGCAGAGCUUUUUGACGGGUGGAAGCAGUGCCUUUUGGGUGUUCGGCUACUGCAUCUGGUACUAUUACUUCCACCUUCACAUCACCGGCUUCGUGUCUAGUCUUCUCUUCUUCAGCUACAGCUUCCUCGCGUGUACCGUGUACGGUCUGUUGACCGGAACCGUUGGGUUCCUGACGGCGUAUGCGUUCAUCCGACGCAUGUACAGUGCUGUCAAAGUUGAUUGAUCACUACUUCGAGACGGGACGACUGGGUGUCGAAUCGCAGUAUUAGGCUGGGUGAAUGUCGUGCCCGUGCACUUAGACGUAAGAAGUGCGUGUAGUCUUGAAUCUGUUGACGGUGUACAACCAUGGUCUGUGGCCAUA
Messenger RNA from Aspergillus saccharolyticus JOP 1030-1, 2385 nucleotides. RefSeq names its product transmembrane 9 family protein. Gene Ontology annotation, biological process: vacuolar transport; protein localization to membrane. Gene Ontology annotation, cellular component: membrane; Golgi apparatus. The transcript has 5 exons. Bases 121 to 2247 code for a protein of 708 amino acids. Lineage: Eukaryota; Fungi; Ascomycota; Eurotiomycetes; Eurotiales; Aspergillaceae. The record is from RefSeq and is a predicted model, not a curated record.